Sander lucioperca (pikeperch) is the source of this 906-nucleotide messenger RNA. RefSeq names its product transmembrane protein 80-like. NCBI's taxonomy places the organism in Eukaryota, Metazoa, Chordata, Actinopteri, Perciformes, Percidae. The transcript has 6 exons. The record is from RefSeq and is a predicted model, not a curated record. Gene Ontology annotation, cellular component: ciliary transition zone. The coding region runs from base 85 to 528 and encodes 147 amino acids. Gene Ontology annotation, biological process: non-motile cilium assembly.
UGUAGUUCGUCUUCCAGCCAGUAGGCAGAGACGUGCAUCCUUUUGGUUGGAAGUGACAGAGCUGAGGAGGGGAAAAAAAUCAAAAUGGCGAUGCACGGACCUGGAAGAUCAGCUAACGUCAGUGUACUGUCAUCUGUUACUUUCCAAUUGCUGCUGAAACUGACAACAGUCUACUUUGUCUUCUAUUUCCUGUUCACCCUCGGCUUGAUCAUCAGAAAGAGCUUGGUGCUGCCUUAUCCUGUUGAUGCUCUGGUCUGUGAUGUCUGUCUGCUGUUCCUCCUGGCUGCUCUGGAUUUCCUCCAUUUUUUCUGUGGUGUGAAGGGCAACCUGACGGAGAGUGAGCGCUAUAUUCUGGCUAACCUCAUUGUGACAGGGACAACUAUCCUGCUGACGAUCUACUUCCUAGUGUGGCAGACGUACGUGAUGAGGGCAGACAUAAUCAUUAGCAGCGUCUUACUCGUUGCCUACGGCUUAGAUGGAGUCCUGGCUCUCAGCACUCUAGCCCGACUGGCCAGUGUCUAUUCAUGAAGACGCCUUCUCUUCAUCUUCAUCUUCAUGUUGUAUGUUAUAGCUGAACUCAGCCCGUCUGCACUUCUUUGGUACGGCCAGAAAUCAAAGUAACUUAAGACAGUUUCAAUAUUUAUAAGGUGAAGACUGUUUGUUUGGACUGUUAUUUUUAUAACUUAAUUUGUUAAAUACUACGUACUGGUUCAUCUGUGCUAGCAGGAUCUCUCAGGGAUUUAACUUUGGUCCAGUCAGGCCUGUUUGCCUUAGAAACAUAUUAACAGAUUUUUCUUUCAUUUCCCUAUGCUCUUUUUCUUUUUUUUUCUUUUUUUUUACACGUGUUGAAGAUUAAUAUAUGUAUUUGUGUUACUAUUGAUUAUUUAUAUUAAACAUACAACAAUA